UCCGGUCCUCUUUCCAGCUUCCCGUGCAACAUGACUAAGAAGAGGAGGAACAACGGUCGCGCCAAGAAGGGCCGUGGGCACGUGCAGCCCAUCCGCUGCACCAACUGUGCCCGUUGCGUCCCCAAGGACAAGGCCAUCAAGAAGUUUGUGAUCAGGAACAUAGUGGAGGCAGCGGCCGUGAGAGACAUCACAGAGGCCAGUGUCUUCGACUCUUAUGUACUGCCCAAGCUCUAUGUGAAGCUGCACUACUGUGUCAGCUGUGCCAUCCACAGCAAAGUGGUGAGGAACCGUUCCUGCGAGGCCAGGAAAGACCGCACCCCACCACCCAGAUUCAGGCCCACAGCUGGUGCACCAAGAGCUGCUCCAAAACCUCUGUAAAGCAGAUUUUGAAGAUGCUGUACUCCUGAAGAAUAAAGUCAGAAAUCUUUACAAAAA
This is a messenger RNA of Toxotes jaculatrix (banded archerfish), 435 nucleotides long. RefSeq names its product 40S ribosomal protein S26. Gene Ontology annotation, cellular component: cytosolic small ribosomal subunit; ribosome. The record is from RefSeq and is a predicted model, not a curated record. Gene Ontology annotation, biological process: translation. The transcript has 4 exons. Bases 31 to 378 code for a protein of 115 amino acids. NCBI's taxonomy places the organism in Eukaryota, Metazoa, Chordata, Actinopteri, Toxotidae. Gene Ontology annotation, molecular function: mRNA binding; structural constituent of ribosome.